Enterobius vermicularis (human pinworm) is the source of this 1473-nucleotide messenger RNA. Lineage: Eukaryota; Metazoa; Nematoda; Chromadorea; Rhabditida; Oxyuridae. The record is from the annotation of a GenBank genome assembly.
AUGCAGAAUGGUAUGUUACGCAGUGAGAAUCUAAUUGGCGAACUGCUUCUCCCCAGAAUUGAAUCAAAGAAGAAAAUUUUAAUAGAUUAUUCAUCACCGAAUAUUGCGAAACAGUUUCAUAUUGGCAAUUUCCGUUCAACGCUGAUCGGUCGUUUCAUAGAUUCAGUAAAUAGAGCCGCAGGUUAUCAAGUUAUAUCUUUCAACUAUCUAGGUGACUGGGGCACACAGUUCGCAAUCCUAACAGCGUUUUGGCCAGAUCACAAGCCGUCAGAUGAAGUAUGGUCCCGUUGUAGCGACUUAGAAAAACUGAAGCUGCUUACAGAGGCCUAUGUAGAAGCAAAUAAACUUCGGAGGGCUAACGAAGAGUUCAGAAUUAAAGCCGAAAAAACUUUACUGCGGAUGGAAGAGCAGUUGUUGAAGCGAAAUCUAAAUCAUGAGCACUUGAAAUUUUGGAGCGAAGUUAGAACCAUUUCUUUAAACCACUUGGAAGAUUUUUACAGAAAACUUGGUGUUCGUUAUGAUGUGAUUUCUGGCGAGUCGGAGGAAGUUAAGUUGGCGGGAGAAAUUGUUGAAAAUUUAAUCAGUGAUGGAGCUGUCAAGAAGACUGCAGACGGUUUAACUGUUAUUACAGUGCCUUCUUUGUCUGGUUAUGUCAUAGUAAAAAAAUCUGAUGGUUCAACAAUUUAUUUUACUAGGGAUUUGGCUUCAAUUUUGCACCGGGAUGAAAUAUAUGGCGCUGAUACGUAUUACUAUGUUGUUGACCGAUCACAAACUCGCCAUUUUGAAUUCUUGAAGGGCGUUUUAAAACUAAUGGGUAAAGAAGAGCUUGCAGAGAAAGUGGAGCACAUUCCGUUUGGUAGAGUUAUAGGUUUGUCAACGAGAAAUGGAAGGACAGAAGCUGUUACGGAGAUUAUUGACCAUGGACUUUCGUUGGCCAAGGAAUACAUUUUGAAAUCUAAAACAGUAAAAGUGACGCCAGAGGAAGCCGAUGAAACUGCUAGGAACCUCGCCAUUUCGACUGUCGUAGUAAAUGAUUUGAAGCGACAUCGCACAUCGGAGUAUAACUUCAGUUUCGAUGGAGCUUUCAAGAUGAACCAGACAAAUGGCUUGCUUCUUCAGAUGAAACAUAGUCGUCUCUGCUCUCUCGAGAAUCACAAUGGGCACUUAAUGCAAGAUGUAUUAUCUGACUGGAAUUAUGAACUAGAAUUAAAUCCAGAAACUUUGCGGUUAAUAGACCUUUUAAGGAACUUUGAAGAUGAAUUAUUCGGGAGCUUUGUACUCUUGGAACCAUGCAAGGUCACUUCGCACCUGAUAAAGCUAGCGAAUGCAGUUGGCCCUGCCAUGGCGAGGUUGAGAGUUUCGGACGAACCAAUCGACAAAGCUAUCCCCCGAUUGUCGCUAUUCGCUGCUGUCAGGAAAGUCCUGCACGAAGGUAUGAAACUUCUAGGCCUCGAACCUUCAGAAAAGAUGUAG